AUGCUGCCUGGAAGAUCUCCCCUACAAAGCUGCCCCUCCUGGCAAUCAGGCCCAGAAGAAGAAUGGCCAGUAACCCGAGAUCAGCCAGAGGGUGCAGUAAUCCAUCCCAUGUCCGAGAGCCCUUCCUGCAGAUGGUCCACGCCCAUGAGUCUCCCUCGACCUACCAAACGUGGGCUCAACGUGAGUUCCUUCUCCCCAGUGAAUCCUGGGAAUUGCCUGGCUUCACCAGCCAAGCCUACCACCAGCUCGCCCUGAAGCUGCCACCCUGCACAGAAAUGAAGUCCAAGGUGCGUCACCGACUCAUCCAGCCUUGGAAGCCUGCUGCCCCACACACCUGGGGCUUCCACACGUGGCUCGAUGUGGGGCGUUUGCCGGCCACCUUUCCCACCAGCUCCAACAGGCCAUACGAUAGCAAUGUCUGGCGCUGGCUGACGGACUCCAGGGCCCACUGCCGCCCCCCAGCAGAGCCUCCCAUCCCCCCUCCCUCCUGGAUGGGUCAAAAGAGCUUUCUGACCUUCAUCUACUCUACUCCUAUCUUCCUGGACCCAAAUAGGAAGAACCAAGUGAUUUUCAGGACGGUGAAGGAACUAAGAGAAGUGGAGAAACUCAAGCUGAGGAGUGAGGCAAGGGCACCUCCACUGGAUGCCAAUGGCAACAUCCUGCCCCCAAAGAACUUCAAGAAGUACCGGCACAUCUCAGCUGGUGGAAGGUUUGAACCCCGCGGCCUCCAGCUCAUGCCCAAUCCACUUCCAAAUGACUUAGCCAGGAGCUGGCCCUGCCCAAACCCUCAGCCUCAUUACCAGGAGAAGGCACUGAAGCUGGCCUUGCUGCCCAGUGCACCCCUGAGCCAGGACCUUGUGAAGAAGUACCAAACCCUGAUAGAGGACCGGGUUGCCUUGCCCCUCCACCAUCUCUCCAAGGCACAACCUGGCAAAGCCUCAGUGAGAAAGAGAACGAGAAGACCUGGAUACAUCUAGAGGAGCCUCCAGAUGGGUGGGGAUCACGGUGAGCACACAGACCUCCAGGCUCCAGUGUUCUCAGCCAAUGCACCUUCAGCAAGGGGCCUUUGGGGUGGCUGAAGGACUCUGGCGGCUGCAGAACAGAGCCUCUCCACCAUCCCCCCAACUUCAAGCCACCUCUGUACCCCAGGCUCCUAGAGACUCUACUGAAACUCUCAA
This is a messenger RNA of Equus caballus (horse), 1178 nucleotides long. RefSeq names its product testis expressed 52 (gene TEX52). Lineage: Eukaryota; Metazoa; Chordata; Mammalia; Perissodactyla; Equidae. The record is from RefSeq and is a predicted model, not a curated record.